AACUUCAAUCUCUAAAUUACCAAUAUUACAAAAUGGUUUCUUCACACGUUAUAAGAUCUUUUCUUCUUCUUUUCGUUGUUUAUGUUUAUCUUUAUCGCACGAGUUUCUCAAACACAGAACCAGAAGCUAAUAUUACGAUCGAUGUGAGGCAAGCUCAGAAGCUUCUUGAUUCUGGCUACACUUUUCUUGAUGUCAGAACUGUUGAAGAAUUCGAGAAAGGCCAUGUUGAUUCAGAGAAAGUCUUCAAUGUUCCAUACUGGUUAUAUACACCACAUGGUCAAGUGAUUAACCCUAAUUUUUUGAAACAUGUUUCAUCUGUCUGCAACCAAACCGAUCGUCUCGUCGUGGGUUGUAAAUCUGGAGUUAGAUCACUGUAUGCUACCAAAGUUCUUGUCUCUUCUGGCUUCAAGACUGUAAAAAACAUGGACGGUGGUUACAUUGCUUGGGUCAACAAGAGUUUUCCAGUUAUAGUGGAACACAAGCAACUCAAAUACGAUGAGCUCUGAUUCAUAAUAUCCAACUAUAACCAUGUUAAUGUAUUAUAGAUUAUAAAAGGGAAUGUGUAAAUGUAUUCACUUAUUAUUGCUAUAAAACACAUUAUAUUUUGGGUCGUGAA
Messenger RNA from Capsella rubella, 616 nucleotides. Its product is annotated as rhodanese-like domain-containing protein 17. The record is from RefSeq and is a predicted model, not a curated record. Lineage: Eukaryota; Viridiplantae; Streptophyta; Magnoliopsida; Brassicales; Brassicaceae. Bases 33 to 506 code for a protein of 157 amino acids. The transcript is spliced from 4 exons. Gene Ontology annotation, molecular function: catalytic activity.